Messenger RNA from Labrus bergylta (ballan wrasse), 3126 nucleotides. RefSeq names its product nucleosome assembly protein 1-like 1 (gene nap1l1). NCBI's taxonomy places the organism in Eukaryota, Metazoa, Chordata, Actinopteri, Labriformes, Labridae. Gene Ontology annotation, biological process: nucleosome assembly. The record is from RefSeq and is a predicted model, not a curated record. Gene Ontology annotation, cellular component: chromatin; nucleus. Gene Ontology annotation, molecular function: histone binding; chromatin binding.
AUCUGUCUCCCCUUUUACCGCCAUCGGAGCGGAGUCUCUUUCUUCCCCGGGACCUCUUCACUGCGCAGCGCCGCCUCACCAGCUCAGCCUCCCGGCCCACAGAGCCAAGCAUCACUUGAGACUCAGCGAAGAUGGCAGACAUCGACAAUAAAGACCAGGCUGAGAUGGACCCGGCAGAUAUGGAGGAUGUGGAGGAUGUGGAAGAGGAGGAGACGGGAGAAGAUGAAAACAGCAAAGCUCGCCAGCUGACCGUGCAGAUGAUGCAGAAUCCACAGAUCCUGGCAGCGCUGCAGGAGAGGCUGGACGGUCUGAACGGCUCACCGUCAGGGUACAUCGAGAGUUUACCAAAGGUUGUAAAGAGACGUGUAAACGCCCUCAAGAACCUGCAGGUCAAAUGCGCCCACAUUGAGGCGAAGUUCUACGAAGAAGUCCAUGAGCUGGAGAGAAAGUACGCAGCGCUCUACCAACCCCUAUUCGACAAAAGAAGUGAAAUUGUGAAAGCAGCCUACGAGCCCACAGAUGAGGAGUGUGAAUGGAAGGCAGAUGAAGAGGAAGAGCUGACAGUAAGUAAGCAGGACGAGAUGAAGGAGAAGGCCAAGCUAGAGGAGGAAAAGAAAGACGAGGAGAAGGAAGACCCCAAAGGCAUCCCCGAGUUCUGGUUAACAGUUUUCAAAAAUGUGGACCUGCUCAGUGACAUGCUGCAGGAACACGAUGAACCCAUCCUUAAACAUUUACAAGAUAUUAAAGUAAAAUUCUCAGAUCCAGGACAGCCCAUGAGCUUCACGUUAGAGUUUCACUUUGAGGCCAACGACUUCUUCACAAACACAGUGUUGACGAAAACCUACAAGAUGAGGUCAGAGCCGGACGAGAGCGACCCCUUCUCCUUUGAUGGACCAGAGAUCAUGUGCUGCACAGGGUGCACGAUCGACUGGACGAAGGGCAAGAACGUCACGUUGAAAACCAUCAAGAAGAAACAGAAGCACAAGGGCCGCGGCACGGUGAGGACGGUCACCAAAACGGUCCCCAACGACUCCUUCUUCAACUUCUUCACCCCGCCAGAGGUUCCAGAAAAUGGCGAUUUGGACGAGGACUCGGAGGCAGUCCUGGCUGCAGACUUUGAAAUCGGCCACUUCAUCCGCGAGCGAAUCGUUCCCCGGGCUGUGCUCUACUUCACAGGAGAGGCCAUCGAGGACGACGACGACGAUUAUGAUGAAGAGGGAGAGGAGGCAGAUGAUGAGGAAGGUGAGGAGGAGGCUGAUGAGGAGAACGACCCCGACUAUGAUCCCAAGGUUUAAGUGGUGACAGUAGAAAAAUAACCCUAUCCUGAAGGAUGCAGCCCCCCCAGCUGAGUGUAAGCAGCAGUGAAGCCCGGCCCGGCUGCCUUGAGGAUCGACUGCACUGUAACGGCUUCAAAAAUUACAACAACAAAAAAAAAACAUUUAAAAAAAAAAAUAGUUACUUACCGCCUUAUAAUGUUUUGUAUUUUUCUUGGUAGAGAAUUUGAAGAAAAAAAAAGUUUCAAGAUUUUUGUUACGAAAAUGGUAAUAUACUGGGAGCUGUGUCGCUCGAUAUACAUAGUAUUUUACUAGACCUGUUUUUUCCUUCUCUUCCUCCUUCUCUGUACAAUAACUAGAUAGAAUACAGGACAAAAAAAAAUCUCCCUGGAACAGCAUGAACUUGUUUCUUCACUGCUAAAAAAAACAACAAAAAAACUAGUUUGGGUUCUUGUGAAGUCUUUUGUUGUAUUUGCUCUUAGACAACAGCUGUGGUUAAGACUGCAUCGCGUCAAUUUCUAACAAUCCCCGCCCCCUCUUCACCUCCUCCUACAAAAGCUCCAGGUUGGUCCCUUCUGUUCGUCGUUUAAAAAAAAAAAAAAAAAACUCUUAGCGGGGCCUUUAGCACUUGUAAAAGCACUGUAGCAUUUCCAGGUCGAGUGACGGAGCAGAGAUGGACGUGUGACCUGCAGCCGAGUGUCUAUUCCACUAUCUCAUCUUGCUGAGCGUGGGAUCUGGAGUCGGUGUUAUAUUUUUUCCCUGCUCAUACUUUCCCCGCUCUUGAUACAUUCCAGUAAGCAGGCUGGCCGGCACCAUCCGUUAGGCUCCUCUUCUCUUAAAAUCUGGACCUUUAAAAUUGACAGGAAGUGGCUUUAUCGCUCCCAGGGCUUCAGCACAGCCUGGUCGAGUCUCUUUAACAUUCCAGGGGAUACCAAAACAAAUGUGGACACAAAGAGGGAAUUAACGGGGCAAACCGGUAACCGAGUGCUUCAGGCUCCUCGUAGGCUCUCACAGUGGCGUCGCCGUCGUCCUUUUCUAGCACUCUGUACUAGUGUUGUGUACCAGUGGCGUCCUGUCAUCGGGUGGCUGUUUGAGUAUUCCUUGUGAGCAGCACUUUUGUUUCACGUCCCCUUGCUUUAAGGAGAAGGGGGUGCGCUCUGUGGAGAGAUCAACAUGUGCUACUGGUUCUGAAGUGGCUUCUUCACUGCAGGAGGCACACUUGGCGUCCUCAGAGAAAGCUUUGAGCAGAUGUAGCACAGCAAAGACAGGAUAACAAAACUCCCAAGCCCCUCUCCUCCCCCCCCCCUUUCCCCCCUUCUUAUCAGUUUACCUCUUGUGUCGUCAGUGUGACUCACGCCGACCCCCGACGUCUCACUCCAUUAAGAAUCACUGUGAAAGAAAGAGAGGAUGUGUGAUAAGGCCAUUAUUAGGCCAAUGAACCACCACUCUCCCUCACCCACCAUACCCCCCCCACCCCCUUUCUGUGUUACCCAGAAGGCCACAGAGAAGCAUGUCAGAGCAAUACUUAACGCCAGGAGGGAGACCAAAAAGGAACCGUAGCCUGCCCUCCUCCCUCCCUGUCCAUCCUUCAAGGCCUUUUUUGUUUGAAGUCGUGAAAAAGGCCCUGUGUCGGCGGUCCACAGUGGAGAGCAGGGUACUUCUCAUUCUGCAGGGAGUAUUCACAUCAUGUUCAUCGGAUUUAAAAUUUAAAAAAAGAAAAAAAAAAAAGGACGAGAGGGUUUCUGUAGGGUCCUUCUGAGCAGCUGUUGUCAAGGCAAAGUGCUAUGCUACAAAAAUACUAAUGUACUCAAUAACUGUACGUGUAUGUUCAUGAAUAAAUUGGUUAAACAUG